Fusarium keratoplasticum is the source of this 1986-nucleotide messenger RNA. RefSeq lists its product as uncharacterized. The record is from RefSeq and is a predicted model, not a curated record. Lineage: Eukaryota; Fungi; Ascomycota; Sordariomycetes; Hypocreales; Nectriaceae. Gene Ontology annotation, molecular function: carbohydrate binding; hydrolase activity, hydrolyzing O-glycosyl compounds. The coding region runs from base 1 to 1986 and encodes 661 amino acids. The transcript is spliced from 2 exons. Gene Ontology annotation, biological process: carbohydrate metabolic process.
AUGCUUCUUCGUCAAGAAAACACCCUCGUCUUCAGAUAUGACGCCGAAGAGCUCUGGGUGCAGCCCUGGGGCCCCAACGCCUUCCGCGUGCGGUCCACAAAGUCUAGCAUGAUGCCGACAGAGAACUGGGCCCUCCUCCCAGCCCAGCCCGUCGAGCCCGAGAUUCACAUCUCGGACGACGCUGCCGUCAUCACCAACGGAAAGGCCAAGGUUCACAUCUCAAGCCUGGGCAAGCUCGUCCUCGGCAACUCCCGCGGCACUGUGUCGAUUGAGGAGUACGUCCGGAACAGACGCGAUCUGCUCGACCCCAAGUGCAGCGCCAUUGAGGUUGAGGCGCGCGAGUUCAAGGGCAUCCCCAGCACCGACAACUUCCGCCUCACCAUGCGGUGGGAGAGCCCCGAUCCGGACGAGAAGAUCUUUGGUAUGGGACAGUAUCAGCAGCCCUGGCUCGACCUCAAGGGCCAGGACCUUGAGCUGGCCCAUCGCAACUCGCAGGCCAGCGUCCCGUUCGCCCUCUCGUCGCUCGGAUACGGCAUCCUGUGGAAUAACCCUUCCAUCGGGCGUGCCGUGUUUGGAAAGAACAUUACUACGUUCGAGGCCUACUCAACAAAGGCCCUAGACUACUGGGUCGUGUUUGGGGACUCGCCAGCCGAGAUCGUCGAGAGUUACGCUGGUGUGACGGGCAAGGUUCCAAUGAUGCCUGAGUACGGGUUGGGAUUCUGGCAAUGCAAACUUCGUUAUCAAUCCCAGCAAGAGCUGCUCGAAGUUGCACGGCAGCACAAGGCGCGCAAUAUACCCCUCGAUCUCAUCGUUAUCGAUUUCUUCCACUGGCCUAAGCAAGGAGAGUGGAAGUUUGACCCUACAUACUGGCCUGAUCCUGAUGCCAUGGUUAAAGAGCUCAAGGACAUGGGUGUUGAGCUAAUGGUCUCGAUAUGGCCAACGGUCGACAAGAAGUCAGAGAACUAUCACCAUAUGCUUGAGCACGGGUAUCUCAUCCGUACGGACCGCGGUGUGCGCACCGGCCUCGAUUUCGAGGGCGAGACGAUUCAUAUCGACGUGACAAAUCCAAGGGCACGAGAGUGGCUGUGGUCGGUCAUUAGGAGGAACUACUUCUCAAAGGGCAUCAAGACCUUUUGGCUAGACGAGGCCGAGCCUGAGUACACGGCCUACGACUUUGAUAACUACCGGUACUUCCUUGGAUCCAACUCAACCAUCGGCAAUGUCUAUCCCGUAGAGUAUGCCAAAGCUUUCUACGAGGGACAACAGAGUGAAGGCCAAGCCGACAUUGUCAACCUGGCCCGUUGCGCCUGGGCCGGCAGCCAGAGGUACGGCGCCCUGGUCUGGAGCGGUGACAUCGCCUCAUCAUGGGCUAGCUUCAGAAACCAGCUGGCAGCCGGUCUCAGCAUGGCCAUCGCCGGCAUACCCUGGUGGACGACCGACAUUGGGGGCUUCCACGGGGGUGACCCGGACGACCCCAAGUUCCGCGAGCUCUUUGUGCGAUGGUUCCAAUGGGGCGCCUUCUGUCCCGUCAUGAGGCUCCAUGGCGAUCGGGAGCCGCGACAGCCUCAGCAAGGCACCACAGGCGGCGCCACCUGCUGCAGCGGCGCAGCCAACGAGGUGUGGUCGUAUGGGCCCGAGGUCUAUAAUAUUUGUCGCAAGUAUAUCCAGGUUCGCGAGAGCUUGCGGGACUAUACAAGACGGCUGAUGAGGGAGGCCCACGAGAAAGGAAGCCCCAUCAUGAGGCCACUGUUUUACGAGUUUCCGGGGGAUAAGAGGUCGUGGGAGACGCCAACUCAGUACAUGUACGGGGACAGAUACCUCGUCUGCCCAGUGCUGGAGGCUGGCGCCCGCACUCUCGAGGUUUACCUUCCGCCCUUGGAAGACGAAUCCAAGUGGACUCACUUGAACGGCGGCAAGACCUAUACUGGAGGCCAAGUUGCCAAAGUUGCUUGCCCACUAGAUGAGAUGCCAGUAUUUACGAGGUAG